GGAAAAGUCACCUUAAGAAAUAAAAUAUUCUUAAAAUCUAUCGGAUAUGCUAUCCAACCAGACAUUCAAUCUUUAUUCACCAAUCAACAACGAUGAAUCCAUCAGCAAAGUGGAAACAAGAACAUAUUUACCAUUCAUUAAAUCUUUCAAUAAUAACGAUUCGAUCGAAGUUUCAAUAAAUCGAUCAGAUACAUGGCUCUUCAUGCAUGAUGCAGUACUUAUCAUUAAAGGUCAACUUGAAAAAACUGCAGGAAAUGGAACAAUUAAGUUGGUUCCGAAUUGUGGAGCAUUCCUUUUCGAUUCGAUCUCCUAUGAAUUACAUGGAACUGAGAUCGAUUCGGUUAGAGAACCAGGAUUGAUAAGUACAAUAAAAGGAUAUCUGUGCUACGACAAAGAUUCCGUCAGAGAACUAGAAACAGCUGGAUGGACAUAUCCUAAUGAUCCAGAAAUAAAUGCCGAUGGAAGUUUUAUAUUCAGAAUACCUCUCAAACAUCUUUUGAAUUUCUUCAACGACUAUCAUUUAGCUAUUUGUGGAAAACAAACCAUUCGACUCAUAAGAUCACAAAAUGAUAAUAAUGCUAUGAAAAUUACUGCUGGAACUGGAGAAGCUGUUGGGGUUACAAAAGGGCAAGUCAAAAUCCAUAGUAUUGAAUUGAAAGUCAAACAUAUUCAUCCCAAUGAUGUUUUGAAGAUUGAAUUACUUGAAUCUAUGAAAUCAAAUCGACCAAUAUUAUUUCCAUUCAGAAAAUGGGAAAUUCAUGAAUUGCCCAAUUUAACAACGAACUCUCUAACAGAAAUAUGGACUGUUAAGACUACUUCUAUUAUUGAUUAUCCUAGAUUUAUUAUAUGCUGUUUUCAAACUAAAAAGAAAAACAUAAGUACAGAAGAUCCUACAUUAUUUGAUAAUAUUGAUGUUUCUGAUGUUCGACUGUUACUGAACGGUGAAUUUAUUCCUCAAGAAAAUUCAAGAUUGAACUUCAAGAAAAAUGAUUAUGGUGAAGCCUAUUAUAAUUACACCGAAUUUUCGACUAGUUAUAAUAACUUAAAAAUCAAUCCUUUAAUUCAAUAUUCAGACUUCAAAAACAGAUGCUUAUUUGUUAUUGACUGUUCAAGACGUAGUGAAUCUUUCAAAUCAUCAACGGUUGAUAUAAAACUUGAGAUAGAGUCUAGAUCAGGUUUCCCCUCCUCAACCAGAGCAUAUUGCAUUAUUGUAUACGACUGUAUAAUGGAGAAUUUACCUUUAACUGAAACAGUUCGAAAGUUGACAUCAAUAUGAGCACAAUGAUUGUUCUUGAUAUGCAAGGGUUUGUGAUUAACAAAGAAUUCAUAGUGAAGGAAUUGGCCGCAUCAAAUGGAUAUCAAAUAUAUCAUUUCAUUUUUAAACCACCGAUAGACUUCAAAAUGUUAUCAAAUAAAGAUCAAACCAGUGUUAGAUACUUGGAACGUUUUCAUCACGGAAUACAAUAUAGUGGAGGUUUUGUGAACUAUGAGGAUCUGGAUAACAUUAUUUGUGAAAUUUUGUCUGGAGUUGAUAAUGUUUAUGUAAAAGGCCACUAAAAAUAUGAUUUGUUGAAAAAAAUAUCUAGAUCCAGGACAAUAAUAAUUAAUUUGGAGGAUCAAAACCUAGAAAAAUUUGAGAAGCAAACACAUGAAUGUAUGGCUCAUCGAAGUGAUUCGAAAAGUUGUAGCAUAAAUAAUUGCAGAAAAUUGUUCCAAUGGUUAAUUGAUAAUAAAAGUAUUGC
Molecule: messenger RNA, 1742 nt
Organism: Harmonia axyridis
Lineage: Eukaryota; Metazoa; Arthropoda; Insecta; Coleoptera; Coccinellidae
Exons: 1
Coding region: 47-1276 (409 amino acids)
Source: RefSeq, a predicted model, not a curated record